Messenger RNA from Bemisia tabaci, 5074 nucleotides. It is a transcript of the gene whd, whose product is annotated as carnitine O-palmitoyltransferase whd. The record is from RefSeq and is a predicted model, not a curated record. Gene Ontology annotation, biological process: carnitine metabolic process; fatty acid metabolic process. Gene Ontology annotation, molecular function: carnitine O-palmitoyltransferase activity. Lineage: Eukaryota; Metazoa; Arthropoda; Insecta; Hemiptera; Aleyrodidae. Gene Ontology annotation, cellular component: mitochondrion.
CGGGCCAAAAGUUUGUGUUCUACCCAAAGUUCGGCUACUCCCCAUUUAUUGAAGUUUUUUGACUUCCACGAAGUUUUUUAAAAAAUUAUCUUUGUUGUUUGAAAUUAUUUCCGGACUGCCCGAUCGGAUUCUCCGAAUAUAGAGUCUCUUUGGUCUGAAAGUGUUUUUAUUGUUCUGCCAAAAUUUUUAUUUCAACUUCAGCCCAGAAAUUUCAGUUUCUGAAAUUUGCAGCUUGCGCGUUGUGAAUAUAUUACUCUCGGAAUAAGUUUUUUGCGCUCAGUUCGUGUUUUAAGCACGGCGUUUUUUCUGCUGUUUCUACAGUCUGAAAACUUCAUCAGUUUGUGAAAUUUUUUCGUGAUUUUCUACCUAUACAAUUCAAUUAUCUCGAGUGUUUUCUACUCUAGUCUUCCCGUUCUGCGAGUUUGUCCAAGUUUUUCGUGUAGAUUUGGAAGUUUCGUCUUCCAAUGUGCUUAGUCACGCUUGACUCGAUUUUUAGCGUGAUCGUGUAAGCGUCGUCUUACUAUUUUCUACAUUGAUCUCAGCUUCAAAAUGUGCCGUCUUUGUCAAGAGCAGAAACGGGUGCCAGCUCUAACCAGAGCUCUCUCACUCCGAUACCUACCCCAUCAGUUGAAUAAAGAAAAAAAAUCUGUAUACAAUCUAGUGAAUAGCGUAAAAAAUGGCGUCUACCCAGCGCCGCUCCAAAGUCUUUGGGCGAUGGUGGCCAUCAUUACGAGUUUACAUUUUGCUGGCUUCAAGAUGCCCUACUCCUUAACAGACAAAAUACUAACGUUACUACCUGGGAAAACUCUGGAAUGGCAAUUCACGGCCUGCACCAUCAUGGCGAUUGUUAUCUGGCUCACUGUUAUCUACACCCUCCGUUACACGCUGAAGCUCCUGCUUAUGUACAAAGGAUGGAUGUACGAACAAAGAGGCAAGAACAGGCAAGUCUCGCUCAAGACGAAACUUUGGCUCCUCGCAGUUAAAAUCCUCUCGUCCGGCGGAAACAAACCCCUUCUCUACAGCUACCAGGGAUCCUUGCCGCGUCUUCCACUGCCACCCGUUGAGGAGACCAUGAAAAGGUACUUGCGAAGUGUGAGGCCAUUGUAUGAUGAUGAGAAGUACACCAAAGUUGAGAAACUAGCCGAGGAAUUCCAAAGUGGCAUCGCCACUAAGUUGCAAAGAUACCUUGUUCUUAAAUCUUGGUGGUCCAGUAACUACGUUUCUGAUUGGUGGGAAGAGUAUGUUUACCUCAGAGGUCGAUCUCCCCUCAUCGUCAACUCCAACUUCUACGGUAUUGACGCCAUCCUCAUGAGUCCGACCCAGUCGCAAGCUGCCCGAGCUGCCAUGAUAAUCCACACCUGUCUCCAGUACCGCCGGCUCAUCGAAAGACAAGAAUUGGAACCGAUUCUGAUUCAAGGACUUGUCCCUCUUUGCUCUUGGCAAUAUGAAAGAGUGUUCAACACAACCCGUGUUCCUGGAGUAGAAACGGACAAAAUCGUUCACUACAACGACACUAAGCAUAUCGUUGUCUACCACAAAGGACGUUACUUCAAAGUCUACAUUUACCACCAGAACAGAAUCCUCCAUCCUUGUGAAAUCGAAAUUCAAAUGCAAAUGAUCCUAGAAGACACAUCAGCUCCUGCAGCAGGUGAAGAGAGACUAGCGGCUUUGACAGCCGGAGAAAGAACAGCCUGGGCCAAUGCCCGAACCGAAUUCUUCUUCAAAGGCACCAACAGACAAUCCUUGGACGCUGUCGAGAAAGCUGCAUUCGUUGUAGCUUUGGACGAUAUCCCAUAUGAAUUUGAUGAAAAUGACCCUAGUAAGCUGGACCAAUACGGUAAAAUUUUGCUUUGUGGUAAAGGUUACGACAGAUGGUUUGACAAGUCAUUCACCCUUUGCUUCAGUACAAAUGGAAGGAUUGGUUUCAAUGCUGAGCACUCAUGGGCCGACGCAGCUGUCAUGUCUCACCUGUGGGAGUUUAUCAUAUCCGAGGAAACGAUGAGCGCUGGAUAUGGACCCGAUGGACACACUCUUGGAACCCCCGAAUUCAACCCGCCGAAACCAGUAAGGUUACAAUGGGAAUUGAACGCAUCUUGUCAAUCAGCCAUCGAGCGCUCCUACCAAGUGGUGCAAGGCCUGUGCAAUGAUAUUGACCUCAGAAUUUUCAUGCACACAGCUUACGGUAAAGGACUCAUGAAAGAGUGCCGAGUCAGCCCAGACGCAUACAUCCAAAUGGCUCUCCAACUAGCAUACUUUAGGGAUGCAGGCAAAUUUAGUCUCACCUACGAAGCCUCCAUGACCAGGCUCUACCGUGAAGGUCGUACUGAAACUGUCAGGCCGUGCACAAUCGAAUCUGCCAAAUGGGUUCGUGCAAUGGAAGACAAGAACGUCACGACGGAACAGCGCAUCAAGCUCUUGAACGAUGCUUGUUUGCAGCACCAAAGAGGUUACCAGGACGCCAUGUGCGGCAAAGGCAUUGACCGACACUUAUUCUGUCUCUAUGUAGUUUCAAAAUAUUUAGAAGUCGAUUCUCCAUUCCUGAAGGAAGUACUGAGUGAGCCCUGGAGGUUAUCAACAUCCCAAACACCGCAUGGACAGACCUCAAGACUGGACCUGAAAAAGCACCCAAAAUGCAUUUCAGCUGGAGGAGGUUUCGGACCCGUAGCUGACGAUGGUUAUGGAGUUUCCUACAUAAUCGCCGGCGAAGAUCUCCUCUUCUUCCAUAUUUCGAGCAAGAAGAGCUCACCAGUAACUGACUCAAGCAGGUUCGCGCUCGCAGUCGAGAAAGCGUUAGAUGACCUAAAGAAUCUGUUCGCCGACUGGAAGCGGAUCCAAAACCAGAAAAAACCUAGCGCAAACGCCUCCAAACCUGAAGUAGCCAAUUCCAAUAACUCGCACACCAAAAAACUAGAAAGCAACCAUGUAGGAUCAAAACCUGAAGAGGUCCUCUCAAGGCCAAACGAACAAAAAAUACCCAACGGUAAAGACUGCCAAAGCUCCUUUCUUGACUCUGAGAGCGGAAAGUCCGACAAGUUGAGCCGGUUUGAUUCGGAGCUGUUAGAAACAAAACAGUUCAUCAACAAAGUAUAGUGACCCUAGCAAUUCAAAUAUGUGUAUUUCUCAUGUUUUCCUAUAUUCUUGCCUUGGCGUUGAAAAUUAUGUACUGAUCUCACUGCUGUAGUCUGUAAAAAUUGUGGAUGUUCGUCAUCGAACGGAAAAUGAACUUCCGCUGGUAUGAAGUCUUGAUUCAGACUCGGAUUUAGUCAAUCCUUGAUAGUUCAUUUUUUAAGGACUACAUUGAAUCUGUGUAAUUUUUUUUCAGACUUCUUAUGCGGUAAAGUAAAUCAUAUCAUUGAUUUAUACUCGAUUUGUUCCCACCUUUCGCAAGACGAAUCGUAGAUUGUCUUUGCAGAACAUGCUCGGAUCAUCUUUUCAUAGUGAAAAGACUGAUAAGUUUUUUGUUUAAAGAGGAAUUUUUUGGAUUGUUUGACGCAGUAAAAAAGCAAACUUAAGAGAACCUAAGUUAUUUUUUGUACUAAUUUGUUCAACAGAUUACAUGACCAAUUAGUCGAUCUACUUAAGAGAGCUGCGGAAGAUGGGCUGUUUUUAUAUUGGCAUGGAAACUAAAGGCCAGAAUUCCUAUGGUAGAUCUUUGGUCUCGCUCUAAAAGUCAGCCAUCUCAUUUGACGAUUUUACUGUGUAUUUUACAAAGAACAUACGUUAUUUUUACAAAGAAGGUUUUUAUUCUUUUUUAAGAAUUUUUUCCAAGGCGCAAAUUAUCCAAGACUCCUCAAAGGCUACCCAAUUUAAAUUUAUCAACUUGAAAUUUUUUUUCACUCUCGUGGUGGAAAACUACCGUUUAUCAUCGUUUUCGGUCCUGAUGAUUUUUACUCGAAACAAAGGUGCUAAUUUUUCAACGACUGCCAAGCUACAAAGGCAGGAAAAUACGGAACUAUGCGCAGCUGAGUGUGAUUUUAACGAUAUCAAAUUACUUUAGUUCUGUUAGACUGUAAGUUAUCAUUUAAGAUGUGGAUCAACUGUACUGCGUCUAGGAAAAGCAAAACUAUAAUUGAAGUUGUAUAUAAUUACAUCAACGUAUGAAAUUUAAGUUUUCUGUAAAUUUAUUUGUGCUUGUGUAAUUUAAUUUUUCCUUGCUUGUGUCUUUUGAUUAUUUAUUAAUGGUAACAACAGCAUAUCUUUUUCAAUUCAUGAUCACAGAGCAAUUUUAAAAGUUUUUCUUUGUAUACUUUUCCGUAGUUUCAUCUGUUUGAUUUUAAAAUUUUACCGCAAAUUAUUUUUGUAGAAAGCUCAAGUGAUGCCAACUUUCUUCCAGCUCUUUUUUUAAUUUCGAAGUUUAUUUAUUUGCUUUAAAAAAAUGAAAAGUAUUGCUUGUUACAGCAGCACACAAUGCUGUUUCAAGUGUCAUUACUUUUUCUCUUUUAGUCUUUCUGUGAACAAGAAAUUUGAUUUCAAUAUCGCAAUUUUGUGUCUUCAAUUUUACAAGAAGAUUUACCACUUUCAUUCUUACCUCAGGAAUGACUCUAGAAAGAGCCGUAUUAAUGUAUCCAUUACUUCAGUUUCAUUAGUAAUGAACGAAACUAGCACCUCCUUUACUGUUUUUGUGUAGAUAAUUUUUCUUUUGUUAUUCACGUAGAAAAAUUUUGUUUGAUCCGUUUGGAGGAUCAGUUGCGUUUCCUUUCAGAGUCCAGGUUGUUCCGACUUUUAAACGUAAUCUUCCUCUCAUUGUUAUGUUUCUAACCUCAAAGUUCAUACUUUAAAUGACUGUAUCGUGGUCGAUUUGACUCUUUGCUCCUUGAACGUUCUGCUGAUUUCAUUAUAUUGAUAAUAGUGAAUUCCUGUCUGAUUCCAAGGAACUGAAGACUUACCGCCCCACCAUUUAUUUUCUAACUAUCAUUCGCAAAUAUGUUAUCAUUUUGUUAUCAAUUUGAUUAUUUAUUUUUUUCUAGGUCUUAUUUUCUAUUUCAAUGUAUUCUGUAUUUUUAUCCUCUGUGAUAUGUGUAAAAAAUAUAAGAAUAUCGUCUGAAAUCAAAGUACAAAACAUGAAAAAAUCAGA